Messenger RNA from Cryptotermes secundus, 1609 nucleotides. RefSeq names its product dual 3',5'-cyclic-AMP and -GMP phosphodiesterase 11A. NCBI's taxonomy places the organism in Eukaryota, Metazoa, Arthropoda, Insecta, Blattodea, Kalotermitidae. The record is from RefSeq and is a predicted model, not a curated record. Gene Ontology annotation, molecular function: 3',5'-cyclic-nucleotide phosphodiesterase activity; protein binding. Gene Ontology annotation, biological process: signal transduction. The transcript is spliced from 11 exons. The annotation marks the transcript as partial.
GCCAGCGCCCAAUGCCUGUCUGUGUUCGUUUGUGUUCAGUCCAGUGGAGAACAGCACAGCAUCGCGUUACAUGCUGGGAUUGGCUGAGCGCGUGGCAGAAUCCGGAGACGUGCUGAACGUAGCGGAAUGUCUGGAGGUGGAGAAGGGGUCUGGGGGCAACAUCAGAUCACUCCUCGCAAUGCCUAUUCGAAAUAGGCAUUAUCAGAUCAUAGGAGUUGCUAACAUCAUCAACAAAUUAAAUAGCCUUCCCUUUGAUGAAAAUGACGAACAACUGUUUGAGGCCUUCAGCAUCUUCUGUGGCCUUGGUAUCCACAACACACUCAUGUACAGCGAAGUGGAGAAAGCUAUGGCUCGCCAGAAAGUCGCCAUCGAGGUGCUGUCUUACCACGCCACGGCAUCUAACAAGGAGGUCGAGGCUCUUUUGGACAGGCCAGUGCCUUGCGCCGAUGAAUUGAACCUUUACUCCCUCACAUUUGACGAUUUCUCCCUAGAAAGCGACGAGAUGCUCCUGGCAGCUGUGAGCAUGUUUCUUGAUCUCGGGUUAGUGAAGAAAUUCAGCAUUGAGAAGGAGACGCUGUACCGUUUCCUGAUCACGGUCAAGAGGAACUACAGAGAUGUUCCAUACCACAACUGGAGGCAUGCCUUCAAUGUGGCCCAAGUCAUGUUUGCAAUUCUCAUGGGGUGCGAGAUGAAGGGUACAUUCAGCGACCUUGAAGUGCUGGGGAUGUUCGUCGGCUGCUUAUGUCACGACUUGGACCACCGAGGAACAAACAACGCUUUCCAGGAGAAGACGGGCUCUGCGCUGGUGUUACUGUACGGGACCACAAACACAAUGGAGCAUCACCACUUCAACCAUGCAGUUAUGAUCCUUAGCAGCGAGAGCCACAACAUAUUCUCUGGCCUCUCUCCGGAGAAUUACUCGAAGGUGAUGAAAGUUCUGAAGCACAGCAUCCUCGCAACAGACUUGUCCGUUUAUUUCCAGUUGAGGCCAAGCUUCUUUUCUCUGGUGGAGAACCGGCAGUACAGCUGGGGCCUUGAGGAACACAGGGAACUGCUACGCUCCAUGCUGAUGACUGCAUCGGACAUCGCCGCAUCGUCCAAGCCCUGGCACGUCCAGCAGCGGGUGGCCCGUCUGGUCACGGCUGAAUUCAUCGUACAGGGCGACAAAGAGAGACAGGAACUGAACAUUGAGCCUCAGGCGCUCAUGGACCGGGAGCGACAGCACGAACUUCCGCAGCUACAGAUCCGCUGGAUCGCCGAUAUCUGCCUCCCACUCUACAAGUCUCUGGGCCAAAUGAAUCCGAAGUUGAACGUCAUGACAGAGGGGGCGUUGGACAACAUGGCGCACUGGUCUAAUCUCGCCUCCGACGCAAGUAAUCACAGUGACCAGAGCGACGUGGAACCAGCAUGAAGACCUCUUCCAUCUGGGCCAAAAGCCAAGUUCAUAUAAUGGCUGGGAAAUAUAUUUUCAACUCCUGAUACGCUUUUUGAAGUAGUACUGCUAUCCGUUACCUUCCAAAUGAAGAGGUUUUAAAUCUUUUGUUCUUAGCAAGAAGAGAUUUUCCGAAACAGUUGAUCUGGGAAUAAAAUCUCAGGCUUGUUUCCGGGA